Molecule: messenger RNA, 561 nt
Organism: Lolium rigidum
Lineage: Eukaryota; Viridiplantae; Streptophyta; Magnoliopsida; Poales; Poaceae
Product: vesicle-associated protein 1-1-like
Exons: 6
Coding region: 1-561 (186 amino acids)
Biological process (GO): endoplasmic reticulum membrane organization
Cellular component (GO): plasma membrane; endoplasmic reticulum membrane
Source: RefSeq, a predicted model, not a curated record
AUGGACUCUGGCUCGAAGAAGUUGCUCGGGAUCCAGCCCAACGAGCUCCGCUUCUCAUUUGAAGCGAAUAAGCAGGCCUCGUGCUCUAUACACCUGACGAACAGAACGGAUCACCGCAUCGCCUUCAAGGUUAAGAAUAAUAACCCUAAGAGGUAUUGCGUUCAGCCCAACAUCUCUAUUGUGCCACCACGGUCCACCUGCAAUGUCAACGUUACAAUGGGAACACAAAGUGAGGCUCCAGCAGAGAUGCAAUGCGGGGACAAGUUUCUCGUUCAGAGCGUUGUGGUAAGGGAGGGAACAACGGUCGAGGAUGUAACUCAAGACAAAGACAUGUUUAAAAAGCAAGCAGGUAAUGCAAUGGACGAGACGAAGCUGAAGGUACUCUAUGUACAACCACCAUCGCCCAGGCAGGAGGGGUCUAAAGAGGGUUCGUCGCCUCGUUCUUCAGGGCCUGCUGAGAUGCAGGAAACACCAAAAAAAAAAUUGACACCAAAGAUUAGAGUUGAUGUCAGUAUGAUCUUAGUUGUUUGGUACCGAGGGCAGAAACUUACUUUUACUUAG